UUCUAUAAAAAAUAUUUUUACUGUUUUUAGGUUAGAGUUAAAAUAACUCAUGAUGUGCAAAUUCUGCAUAUCCAUAAAUUCACUUGUUAAAUUAGUUUGUUUUAUAAAAUUUCGUUAUAACUCAUGAGUUAGAGUUAAAAUCACUAGUAAAAAAUCGGGUUUUUACAGCGCACAUUAUGCCGCGGUUCAACGAAAACCGCAGCAUAAUGAUGCGCGGUGGCAGUUUUGUAAAUAAAACGAACAUAUAUGCCGCGGUUCUACGGGGAACCGCGGCAUAUACCCCAGUCAACCAUUGCCUUUGACGCCACGUAUGAAUAAAAAAUUAAAUAACAGGGUAUAUGCCGCGGUUCUCUGCACAACCGCGGCAUAUACCCUGCCCAUUUAUUGCAGGUGCUGACUGGGUCAGAGAAUUUGAAAAGUUACAGGGGGUAUAUGCCGCGGUUCUCUCAUUGCACAUUGCACAGGCCUCCUCCCACACAACUCAGACAAGCAAUUGAUUGUUCUAUUCCAGCAAGUAUGAUGAUGGACGGGAGAUCAAUUGUUAAGAGUAGAAAGAUUGCUUGGAUUUCUCUCAAGUGUAACAGACAAAAUGGGUCAUAUGAGUGUGGAUACUAUGUAAUGUAUUGGAUGACCCAUAUUGUUCGUUCUCACAUCACAAGAAGCUGGGAAACGAGAUUCAAGACUACUACACCAGUUCCUGAGAAGUCACUACUAUUCAUUAGGAACGCUGCUGCGAAGUAUAUAGUUAGAUUAUACAAUAGCUCUUAGAUUUAGAUUUAAACAAUGCAUUUGAUUAGAUAGAAUUUUCUUAGACUCUCUACUUUAUUUGAUGUUGAAAUACAUUUGAACAUGUGUUUGUUAUGUUGAAAUUGAAUUUCUGUAAAUGUUUUUAUAUGCAGGUCUGUUUUUGUGGUAGUGGAUAUCACAAAAACAGACCUGCUAUUUUAAAAAACUGCAGGGGAAUAUGCCGCGGUUCUAACCACAACCGCGGCAUAUAAGGGGAAUAUGCCGCGGUUCUAACCACAACCGCGGCAUAUAGUGCUUUUUUUUUUUUUAAAAUGAGACAUAUGGCCGCGGUUUUGACACUAACCGCGGCAUACUCGUCGGCCUAUAUGCCGCGGUUGAACCGCGGCAUAUAGUGCAUUUUUUAAUUUUUUUUUUAAUUUUUUUUUUUUAAAAAAAUGAAUUUAGGCCGCGGUUCCCUAGACAACCGCGGCAUAUUCCUCAGCCUAUAUACCGCGGUUAGAACCGCGGCAUAAAGUGUCUGACUUACUAUCGCGGCUGAAUAUGCCGCGGUUCAUGAACCGCGACGUAUAGUGAAAAUCAACCGCGGUAAAAGCCCCUCGCUGCACUAGUGAAUAACUCACAUCAUCAAAAGAAUUGUUUAUUAAAAAAGUUUAUAAAGUUAAAUAUUCAUAAAAUUCAUUGAAUUGGAGCUAGUUCAUACGCUUUUUGACUAUUUUAUUUAUAAUAAUAUAUUUUUAACAAUAAUUAAAUUUUUAUUAUUAUGUUAAUAUAUUGGUUUAAUUAAUGUUAUAACUUAAUUAUAUUCAUUAGUCAUACGUUUCUUAAAUUAAAUUAUACAAAUGUAUUAUAUCUAGUUUUUUA
Molecule: messenger RNA, 1608 nt
Organism: Vigna angularis (adzuki bean)
Lineage: Eukaryota; Viridiplantae; Streptophyta; Magnoliopsida; Fabales; Fabaceae
Exons: 4
Coding region: 433-768 (111 amino acids)
Source: RefSeq, a predicted model, not a curated record